This is a messenger RNA of Dryobates pubescens (Downy woodpecker), 984 nucleotides long. It is a transcript of the gene GPR119, whose product is annotated as G protein-coupled receptor 119. Gene Ontology annotation, cellular component: membrane. The transcript has a single exon. Bases 1 to 984 code for a protein of 327 amino acids. NCBI's taxonomy places the organism in Eukaryota, Metazoa, Chordata, Aves, Piciformes, Picidae. The record is from RefSeq and is a predicted model, not a curated record. Gene Ontology annotation, biological process: G protein-coupled receptor signaling pathway. Gene Ontology annotation, molecular function: phosphatidylcholine binding; G protein-coupled receptor activity.
AUGAGCACCGAAUCAGCCCUGGGAAUCAUCCUGGCUGUGCUGGCCCCGCUCGUCAUCGCUGCCAACGCGGUGGUGGCCGUGGCUCUCCUCCGCCUCAUCCAGAAGAGCAGCUCCAAGGGGCUCUACUUCGUCCUGAACCUCGCCGUCGCCGACGCCACCGUGGGCUUCACGGUGGUGGGGCUGGUGAUAGACGAGUUCUCCCAGACCGUGAACCGGCCCCAGGUCUUCUGCGUCCUGAGAAUGGCUUUCGUCACCUCCUCUUCGGCCGCCUCCGUCCUCUCCCUGGUCCUGGUGGCGAGUGACAGGCACCUGGCCAUCAGGAAGCCCUUCCACUACCUGCAGCUGGUGACGGGCACGCGCGUGGGCCUGCGCCUGCUGGGGGUCUGGCUGGUCGCCGUCCUCGUCGGCUUCCUCCCUGCCCUCAACCCGCGCUUCCAGAAGGUCUCUGCCCACGCGAAGUGCUUCUUCUUCGGGGUCUUCCAUCCCGCCUACAUGCUCACCGUCUUCUGCGUCGGCUUCCUCCCGGCGCUCUUCGUCUUCGCCUACCUCUACUGCGACAUGCUGAAGGUGGCCUCGGCGCACGUGCAGCAGAUCCUGGAGGUGCAGCAGGCCGGGCUGGCGGGGGGCUGCCCGCCGCCGCGACCCGCCGGCGAGGUGAAGGCCAUGCGCACCGUGGCCCUGCUCAUCACCUGCUUCACCCUCUCCUGGCUGCCCUUCUUCAUCGUCAGCAUCCUGCAGACCGCCUGCUCCAGCUGCUACACGCACGGCGUCGUAGAGAACUACCUCUGGCUGCCCGGGCUCUUCAACUCCCUCCUCAACCCCCUGCUCUACUCCUACAGGCAGAAAGAUGUCAGGCUGCAGCUCUCCCAGUGGGUUGCUGGGGUGAAGAGGAGAAUCUUCCUCCGCCUGGGCAAUGGCCGCCGCUGCCCGGACAGAGGCGCCAAGGCUCUGCCCACCGUGUCCUGCCUGCAGCUCCAGGGCUGA